Molecule: messenger RNA, 1538 nt
Organism: Zootoca vivipara (common lizard)
Lineage: Eukaryota; Metazoa; Chordata; Lepidosauria; Squamata; Lacertidae
Product: aquaporin-6-like
Biological process (GO): carbon dioxide transport; water transport; transmembrane transport
Cellular component (GO): apical plasma membrane; plasma membrane
Molecular function (GO): water channel activity; nitrate transmembrane transporter activity
Source: RefSeq, a predicted model, not a curated record
GCACUGCCACCCUAAAAGUUUGAUUCCUUACAAGUACAGAAUGGAUUAUUAUAUGGCACCUGUGUUGCCUCUCCCUGUGUUUCCAAAGGAGGAGCCAGCAGCCCUCAAAUUUCCUAAUAUCUCCAUCCCUUCAGGAAUGUGGGCAGUGCCAUACAGAGAGGUGGGAAAAUAAAGGCUGCUGUGAUAUAAACCUGAAGUUUCCUGGUCCAGCCCAGUAUGUUGCAAACACUUGCUUGUUUGCUUCGUGCUUGACCAUCAGGAGGAAAGGAAUCAAGAGGCAAGGCAGAAUACACACACAGAACCGUCUUCCAACCUCUUUUCAGGAUGUGGAGGGAACUGCUGAUGGUGGCUUUUUACCGGGCUGCCUUUGCAGAAUUCCUGGCCACCGCCAUCUUUGUCUUCUUUGGCCUGGGCUCGGAGAUGAAUUGGCCAGAGAAGCCCUCUGUCCUGCAGACUGCCAUCACCUUCAACUUGGCUGCGGCCACCGCUGUCCAGAUAGCCUGGCAUGCCAGCGGAUCCCACCUCAACCCGGCGGUGACCCUGGCGUUCCUGCUUGGCUCUCGCGUCUCAUUGGUGAGGGCAGCCUGCUAUGUAAUUGCCCAGGUGGUCGGAGGCAUUGCCGGAGCAGCCGUCCUUUAUGCGGUGACUCCUGAGGACAUACGGGGAAGUUUAGGCGCCAGUACGGUGAGGGUCAACGUCUCAUCCGGACAAGCUGUGUCCAUCGAGCUCCUUUUGACAUUGCAGCUGGUUCUAAGCUAUUUUGUGUCCACCGACAGCAGCCGAAACAAAGGUUCUCCAGCUAUCAUGAUCGGUGUCUCAGUUGCCCUGGGACACUUAAUUGGGCAUUACUACACCACCUGUUCCAUGAAUCCAGCCAAAUCUUUUGGCCGUUCAGUUGUAGUCGGGAAGUUUACAAAGCAAUGGAUGUUCUGGGUGGGGCCACUGGCUGGUGCAAUCCUGGCCUUUGUGCUUUAUACCUUUGUCCUUCACCACGACCCAAAGACCUUUGCGGAACGAUUGGCUAUUCUCAGGGGCAGGGGCAGCUACGAUGCAGAACCUUUGGAGAAGGAUAAAGACCAGCCGACAGACUCUGUAUCUCUGCCCAUGCCCAGCCUUGUACAUAGACUCUAGACUCCUAGGAGCAUUCCAUAGAAGAACAUUGAAACCACUCUUGAAGAGAAACCACUCUUCUCUCUCUCUGGCCACAAGAGGGCCCCAGGUGCCUUUUCUCUGAAAUCUGAAGUCAGAUUGCAUAUGCACAGUGCCAAAUUUACGACUCUUUUAGCAAGAGGAGCCCCAGACAAUAAGAAUGGAUCUGUGGUGUUGUAUGGCCAGCAGGAAUUGGGUAUGUGUAUGCAAUGCAGUGGACGGGCAGAGAGGAAGCCUGUUCGGAGGCCUAUCGCUUAUGGCACCCAGUGACGGUGAAUGCUGCCAGCAGGGGUGUAGGAAGAUGGGGGCGGUGGGGGUGGGCCGCCCUGAGCGACGGGCUCCAAGGAGCGCCAUCACAGGCACCCGCCCCGCCCCCAGAACGCGUGUCA